AUGAAGAUUGCCUUCUUCUCGGCGGCUGCCUACGAUACCGAAUCCAUGAAGGCCAUGGCCACGGCCGAAGGCGUCGAGCACGACCUCCACUUCUUUGCCCACCGCCUCCACUACGGCACGGCGCCUCUCGCGACCGGCUGCGACGCCGUCGUCAUCUUUGUCAACGAUACCGCCAACGCCGCUGUGCUCCACAAGCUCCACGAGGUCGGCGUCAAGGCCGUGCUUCUCCGCUGCGCCGGCUUUGACAUGAUCAACCUCGACGUCGCGGCCGAGCUCGGCAUGACGGUCCUCCGCGUGCCUGCCUACUCGCCGUACGCUGUUGCCGAGCACGCCGCCGGCCUCAUGAUGACGCUCAACCGCAAGUACCACCGCGCGUACAACCGGACCCGCGAAUUCAACUUCAAGCUCCAAGGCCUCCUCGGCUUUGACUUGCACGGCAAGACCGUCGGUGUCGUCGGUACCGGCAAGAUUGGCGCCCUCUUUGGCAAGAUCGCCACCGGCUUUGGCUGCAAGGUCAUCGCGUACGAUGUCUAUGAAAACGCCGAGGCGCUCGGCUAUGGCAUCGAGUACGUCUCGCUCGACGAGCUCUUUGCGCGCUCGGACAUCAUCUCGCUCCACUGCCCGCUCUUCCCGUCCACGCACCACAUUGUGAACGAAGAGAGCAUCGCCAAGAUGAAGACGGGCGUUAUGCUCAUCAACACGAGCCGCGGCGGCUUGAUCGACACCAAGGCGCUCAUCCGCGGCCUCAAGAACGACAAGAUCGGCAGCGUCGCCUUGGAUGUAUUUGAGGGCGAGAACGGCAUCUUCUACGAAGACCACUCGGGCGAAAUCAUGGCCGACGAGAACUUCACCAAGCUCUUACGUUCCACAACCAACAUUGCGAAGACGACGAUGGACAACAUCAAGGCGCUCGAGUCGAACGGGCCGUUCGUCAACGAAGUCAAGAAGCAGUAA
Messenger RNA from Saprolegnia parasitica CBS 223.65, 954 nucleotides. RefSeq lists its product as hypothetical. Gene Ontology annotation, molecular function: NAD binding; oxidoreductase activity, acting on the CH-OH group of donors, NAD or NADP as acceptor. The coding region runs from base 1 to 954 and encodes 317 amino acids. The transcript has 2 exons. Lineage: Eukaryota; Oomycota; Saprolegniomycetes; Saprolegniales; Saprolegniaceae. The record is from RefSeq and is a predicted model, not a curated record.